Dipodomys ordii (Ord's kangaroo rat) is the source of this 869-nucleotide messenger RNA. RefSeq names its product H-2 class II histocompatibility antigen, E-S beta chain-like. Gene Ontology annotation, biological process: positive regulation of T cell activation; immune response; antigen processing and presentation of exogenous peptide antigen via MHC class II. The annotation marks the transcript as partial. Gene Ontology annotation, cellular component: MHC class II protein complex; late endosome membrane; lysosomal membrane. The transcript has 3 exons. Gene Ontology annotation, molecular function: MHC class II protein complex binding. Lineage: Eukaryota; Metazoa; Chordata; Mammalia; Rodentia; Heteromyidae. The record is from RefSeq and is a predicted model, not a curated record.
UGCCACCAGAGGUGACAGUGUACCCAGAGAGAACCCCACUCCUGCAGCAGCCCAAUCUGCUGCUCUGCUUGGUGACAGGCUUCUACCCAGGGGACAUCAAGAUCAGGUGGUUCCGGAAUGGACAGGAGGAGAGAGCUAGGGUUGUGUCCAGUGGCCUCACCAGGAAUGGAGACUGGACCUUUCAGGCUCUGGAGAUGCUGGAGAUGACUCCUAACCUUGGGGAUGUCUACUGCUGCCGUGUGGAGCAUCCCAGCCUGCGGAGCCCCAUUUCUGUGGAGUGGAUGCCGUUCCUGGAACAAGUCAGACACGAAUGUCACUUCCUCAACGGGACGCAGCGGGUGCGCUACGUGCUGAGAUACUUCUACAACGGGGAGGAGUACGCGCGCUUCGACAGCGAGGUCGGGGAGUACCGCGCGGUGACCGAGCUGGGGCGGCCCGACGCCGAGUACUGGAACAGCCAGCAAGACAAGCUGGAGUACAGGCGGGGGAUGGUGGACACCUACUGCAGACACAACUACGGGGUCGUGGACGGCUUCACGGUGCAGCGCCAAGUUAAACCUAUGGUGACCGUGUACCCCACAAAGACUGAACCCCUGCAGCACCACAACCUCCUGGUGUGCGCUGUGCAUGGAUUCUACCCAGGCAACAUUGAAGUCAGAUGGCUCCGCAAUGGCCACGAGGAGAAGGCUGGGGUGGUGUCCACAGGCCAGGUCUACAAUGGAGACUGGACCUUCCAGAUCAUGGUGAUGCUGGAGAUGACCCCCCAACAGGGGGACGUCUACACCUGCCACGUGGAGCACCCCAGCCUGGACGGUCCUGUCACCGUGGAGUGGAGUGAGUGAGCAUGUUGGUGACUGUAUAAAGUCCUC